AUGAAGACGACGCCUGUUCUCGCGCUCGUGGCAGCUCUUGUCCUGGCCUCUGACGCCAGGAGACUGGAGGCAAAUGCACGUCCCAGGAAGCUCCCGUUUUCUGCUGCCAGGAAGGCCCCAGGGGGUCGCAUCGUUGGAGGCUCCGACGCUGCGGAGGGCCAGUUCCCCUUCCAGGCGGGCCUCAUGAUCGACGGCUCCGGCUUCUGCGGCGGCUCCCUCAUCUCCACCACCGCCGUCCUCACCGCUGCGCACUGCGUCGACGCCGGCAGCUACUUCACUGUGCUGCUGGGCUCGACGUACUCGCGCCCCACCUCAGGAGACAACAGCCAGUCGUUCGCGACGACUGACACCGUCAGGCACAGCGGCUUCUACACGCCGGACGACAACGCUGCCUUCUAUGACGUCGGCCUCGUCAGGUGGUCGCAGCCCAUCACCAUCACGGAUUACGUGACACCGAUCAGGCUACCGUCGAAGGCACAGGCCAGCGAGAGCUUCGCCGGCUGGGACGCAAUCGUCUCUGGUUGGGGCCUCACAAGCAACGAUGCGUGGACGGUUAGUUCGUACCUGAAGUACAUCAAUGUGAAGAUCUGGACAAACGCUGACUGUCAAAAUAUCCACGGUAGCGACCUCGUGGACGACAAUGCUAUAUGCGCUAUGGGAACACAGGGUCAGCUACCAUGCAAUGGCGACAGCGGUGGCCCGCUCAGCGUGCAGGAGUCGGACGGUCAGCGCACAGUGGUGGGGGUCGUCUCGUGGGGCACGGCCAACGACUGUGAGUCCGGCGAGCCGGACGUCUUCAUGCGCGUCACCGCCUUCCUCGACUGGAUCGGAGAAAACGCCGGCAUCACCGUCUCGUGAGCUGCUUCAGCCGACAUCAGCUACAACGCUCGGCUGUCGCCUUGAUUCUGACCGUGCAUCUAUGUCUGUCCACGUGGCAGAG
Molecule: messenger RNA, 940 nt
Organism: Schistocerca serialis cubense
Lineage: Eukaryota; Metazoa; Arthropoda; Insecta; Orthoptera; Acrididae
Product: brachyurin-like
Exons: 7
Coding region: 1-858 (285 amino acids)
Biological process (GO): proteolysis
Molecular function (GO): serine-type endopeptidase activity
Source: RefSeq, a predicted model, not a curated record